UUUCAGAAUAUGCUCCUAGUCUCACUAACUCUUAUUUUUGCCAAUUGGCUUACACUUCAUGGUCACGUUAUAUAGGCCUUGAAAUGAUUCCUCCCUUGCCUCUGCAACUCGGUAUUUGAUUCCUCUUAAGCCUUCACCUUUGAUUUCUCUACAAUAGCCAUUAUUUUGGCAUUUAGCAACACAACAAAGGACUUCAAAGUAGUUUUAAUUAACCCACCACUUCCAGUUUACAGUGAUCAAAGUCCUCGGAAAGAAUGAAAAAAUGGAGUCUGAAAGGCAGAAGCGUCAAACGCCUCUUCUCAUCUCCCUUUACCACGAGGUAUGAAGAGAAAAACAGCUUUUUGGUUGAUGGAGAAAGCAAUUCCGGCCAUACAGAACCAGAGUUCAAGCAAGUUCCGAAACCUAAUUGGAGAUUCUUUUCUUAUGACGAGAUCUACAGAGCAACUAAUGGCUUCCAUCAAGAUAAUUUAGUUGGAAGUGGCGGAUAUGCUGAAGUAUACAGAGGAGAGCUUGAAAGCGGCCAGCUUGUUGCAGUAAAGAGACUGAUGAGAGCUUCAGCUGAUGAGCAGAAGGAGAAAGAAUUCCUGACAGAGCUUGGAGUUAUCGGCCAUGUCUGUCAUCCUAAUGUGAUUCCUCUCUUCGGCUUCAGCAUAGAUCAAAAUCUCCAUCUCAUAUUCGAAUUCUCCUCUCGCGGCUCAGUUUCUUCGAAUCUCCACAGCGAGAAUUUGCCGCCCAUGGGAUGGAAACUCCGGCGAAAGAUCGCCGUCGGCACAGCCCGUGGACUCCAUUAUCUGCACAAGGACUGUCAGAGAAGAAUCAUUCAUAGGGACAUUAAAGCAUCAAAUGUUUUGCUUUCUGCCAAUUUUGACCCUCUGAUUUCAGAUUUGGGGCUGGAAAGAGGGCUUCCAUCGGAGUGGAGUCAUCGGGCGGUGGCGCCGAUCGAAGGAACAUUUGGAUGUUUGGCUCCUGAGUACUUCACGCAUGGGAUUGUUGAUGAGAAGACAGAUGUGUUUGCAUUUGGUGUUUUUUUGCUGGAGAUUAUCUCAGGAAGAAAGCCAGUUGAUGGAUCACAUAAGAGCUUGCUCAGCUGGGCUAAACCAUACUUAAAUGAAGGGAAAAUAGAAAUGUUAGUGGAUCCGAGAUUAGGAGAAGAUUACGACAUUGAUCAGCUGAAAAAACUUACAUUUAUAGCAUCAAUCUGUAUCAGAUCAAACGCAGCUUGGCGGCCUUCCAUGACAGAGGUAUUGGAGCUCAUUGAAAAAGAUGAGAUGUCUACAGAGCGGUGGAGGAUGGAUGAAGAAGAAGAAGAAGAAGAAUUUUGGGCUUUUGAUGAUCUUGAAGAUGAUUGUGACACGCUAACAUCAUUUUCAUCAUCAUCAUUAACAUCAUCAAUGAGUAGCUCGUAAGCUAACUAUAUAUAUUUAUUAUUAGACCAAUCUCUAUCAUAUGAGGUUUUUCUAUGUGGCUGAAAAGAAAUGAAUUAUUUUCAUAUGGAAAGAUGGGUGAAAAGGAAAGGGGAGGUGGAAUGUACAUGUUCAAUGUCUCAUUUGUUCUUCCCUAUGUGUUCUUAUUUAGUUUUGUGUGUUUAGGUCAAUGGACUUAGCCAACAUAAACUAUGUAAUUAUGUGAAGAGAGAGAGAGAGA
Phalaenopsis equestris is the source of this 1644-nucleotide messenger RNA. Its product is annotated as probable receptor-like serine/threonine-protein kinase At5g57670. Gene Ontology annotation, molecular function: protein kinase activity; ATP binding. Bases 255 to 1406 code for a protein of 383 amino acids. NCBI's taxonomy places the organism in Eukaryota, Viridiplantae, Streptophyta, Magnoliopsida, Asparagales, Orchidaceae. The transcript has 7 exons. Gene Ontology annotation, biological process: protein phosphorylation. The record is from RefSeq and is a predicted model, not a curated record.